UUAUUUAAAAGUUCUAAUCAGUUCUUGUCUGGGGCUUUGGUCUUCCCUUUGAUUUCUUGGUAAGAGUUCCAUUCCUGUGGAAUCUGUAAACAGAAAUCUCUAUGAGCUAUCUUUUUUUUUUCCAGAUUGUUUUCAUCGGUAGAUGCUAGACUCAAAACAACUGAUUCUUUGUUGUUGAAAGAAGAAUGGGUUCUCUCUGUUCUAUAGCCAUGUUUCUUUCUUUUCUUCUGUUGUUUCUUGCCAAAAAAUCCUUGUCACAUCCUUUAUGUAAUGAUUUGACUGCACCGUUUAAUCUGAAGCAACCGCUAGGUUUUUGUCAAUUCAAUGGAAGUGUAUGCUGUAACUCCCUGGAAGACUUGAAGUUGCAGAGACAGUUUAAAGCAUUCAAUGUAUCUGGCAGAUGUUCUCCACUUCUCAAAUCAUUACUUUGCUCGAAGUGUGAUCCUUUCGCAGCAGAGCUUUUCCGCGUUGAGUCAGAAUCUAGACAAGUUCCUGUGCUCUGCAACUCCACAGUUUCUUCUAGUAAAUCAACACAAUCGCUAGCCGACAUUGAUUUCUGUGCCACAUUUUGGAAUGAAUGCCAGAGUCUCUCUGUAACCAACACUCCGUUUGCAUCUCAAGCUGGAGAUGGAGGCAACAUCACUUCCACAAUAUCUGAAAUAUGGAAAUCAAGUAAUGACUUCUGCAAGAUUUUUGGUGGAGCUUCAGAUGAAUCCUCUGUGUGCUUCAAUGGUCAGGAAGUUUCAUUUAACGUUUCAAAAGUUACUGGUCCAUCAUCUCCUUCAGGCAUAUGCAUCGAGAAGAUUGGAAAUGGGUCUUAUCUUAACAUGGUACCUCAUCCUGAUGGUUCUAAUCGUGUCUUUCUGUCUGAUCAACCCGGGAAGAUAUACUUGGUGACAGUUCCAGCUCAAGGAUCAGGAGAACUUUUGAAAAUAGAUGAAACUAACCCGUUUCUUGAUCUUACUGAAGAAGUGCACUUUGAUGCUGAGCUUGGUCUCCUAGGAAUAGCUUUCCAUCCUGACUUCUUGAAAAACGGAAGAUUCUUUGCUUCUUUCAACUGCGAUAGAGUUAAGUGGCCCGAAUGUUCUGGAAAAUGCGCGUGCAACUCAGAUAUUGACUGUGACCCUGCAAAGCUAGAUUCUGAUAAUGGAGCAACUCCAUGUCAAUACCAUAGUGUCAUAUCAGAAUUCUUUACCAAUGGGACGUAUGUUAGACCGGUGGAGGUAAGAAGAAUCUUUACAAUGGGUCUUCCUUUUUCAUCGCAUCACGGUGGACAGAUCUUGUUCGGACCUAAAGAUGGGUACUUGUAUUUCAUGAUGGGAGAUGGAGGAAGUAAAGGAGACCCAUACAACUUUGCACAGAACAAGAAAUCAUUGCUUGGGAAGAUCAUGAGACUUGAUGUUAAUAAUGUUCUUGAUGCAAAAGCGAUGAAUGAGUUUCAGCUAUGGGGAAACUAUUCUAUACCAAAGGACAAUCCGUUUUCUCAAGAUAAGAAUCUGCUGCCUGAAAUAUGGGCCAUGGGAGUAAGAAAUCCAUGGCGAUGCAGUUUUGAUUCAGAGAGGCCGUCUUAUUUCCUUUGCGCAGAUGUUGGAGAGGACCAAUAUGAAGAAGUUGAUAUGAUUACUAAGGGAGGAAACUAUGGUUGGCAUUACUACGAGGGAACUUUGCCAUUUCAUCCCUCGAGUUCUUCUAAUAUCAGCAACUCAACAACAAAGAUUGAAAAUCCGAUCUUCCCGGUAAUGUGGUACAACCAUUCAGACAUAAACCAACAAGAAGGAUCAUCAGCAUCAAUAACUGGCGGAUACUUUUACCGUUCCUCCACUGAUCCAUGCCUUUAUGGAACGUAUCUCUUUGCAGACUUGUACGCUGGAAUGAUUUUUGGUGGAGCUGAAACUCCAGUUGGUAGUGGAAACUUCACGAGCUCUCAUAUUCCGUUACAAUGCGCUUCGGAUUCGCCAAUCCCUUGCUCAUCUGAAACAGAACCUUCCUCUUCUUCGUCUCCACCAAUUGGCUUUGUAUUCUCCUUUGGAGAAGACGACAAUAAAGACAUAUACUUACUUGCAAGCACUGGUGUUUACAGAAUCGUUGGCCCGAGCCGCUGUAACUUCCAUUGCUCUCUUGAAAACACAACGUCCUCACCUCCUUCAAAACAGCCUGAUCGUUCUCCACCGUCUUCGUCAUUUUCUAAAAAACUACACAACAUUGGUACUCUUGUUGUAAAUUACUUAGCUUGGUGUGUUCUUUUGGUAGUUAUAUAGAGAAAAAAGAACAUGUUCGUACAGAAACAGAAGCACAUAUUUAACGUAAUUCUAUUGAGACA
Molecule: messenger RNA, 2320 nt
Organism: Arabidopsis thaliana (thale cress)
Lineage: Eukaryota; Viridiplantae; Streptophyta; Magnoliopsida; Brassicales; Brassicaceae
Product: catalytics
Exons: 7
Coding region: 186-2258 (690 amino acids)
Cellular component (GO): plasma membrane
Source: RefSeq, marked reviewed